AUGAUUGAUUCAGUAUCCACCCUUAAUGAACCGAUUUCUUCAGUAUCCACCCUUAAUGAACAGGUUUCUUCAGUAUCUACCCUUAACGAAUCGGUUUCUGGAUUUAAUUCUCAGCAUGAUGGUGGUGGAUCUAUGACAGUUGGUGGGGCUGAUGGCCAAGAAACUCCUGUUGACAAAAAACAGAAUCCUGAUUCUCAAGAUAAGAAUGAAUUGUCAAGUUCAAGGCAAGAAGAGUCCAAGAAUCUGAAGGAUGAGUCACUGCAUUCUAAUGUAAAGCAGCAAGAGACGGUCAAUAAAAGUUUGGCUCUGCCCGCAGUUACAGAGGGUGAUGAUAAUGCCCCAUCCAAUAAUACACGUGGAGGAUUGAAGGACACCGUGACAUCUUCUCCUACUGCUACCAACAGGAGUCAGCCUGAUGUAGUUGAUUCAGGAUGCGAUCUUUACCAUGGAAAGUGGAUUUACGAAUCGACUGGACCAUUGUACACAAAUAAUUCCUGCCCUAUUAUCACUCAGAUGCAAAAUUGCCAGGGAAAUGGAAGACCCGACAAAGAUUACGAGAAUUGGAGAUGGAAACCUUCUCAGUGUGACCUGCCUAGAUUUGAAGCAAAGAAGUUCCUGGAGUUAAUGAGAGGAAAGACAUUAGCUUUCAUUGGUGAUUCAGUAGCUCGAAAUCAGAUGGAAUCACUGCUGUGCAUCCUUUGGCAGGUUGAGGUUCCGAAAAACAGAGGAAAUAGAAGAAUGCAACGUUAUUAUUUCAGAUCUACAUCUACAAUGAUUGUUCGCAUAUGGUCGUCCUGGCUUGUUCACCAAUCAUCUGAGCCAUUUGAUUUUGCUCCAGCUGGUGUGGUCAAGCUCCAUCUUGAUGCACCUGAUGAAGUUUUCAUGCAAUACAUUAUGGAUUUUGAUGUGAUAGUCCUCUCCUCUGGCCACUGGUUCGCAAAGCAGUCAGUAUAUAUAUUGAACAAUGAGAUCAUGGGAGGACAAUUGUGGUGGCCAGACAAGUCUAGACAAAAGAAGAUUGACAACAUUGAAGCCUUUGGAAUAUCCAUUGAAACAAUUGUUACUGCAUUAGUCACACAUCGGAAUUACACUGGUCUAACAAUAAUUCGUAGCUUUUCACCUGAUCAUUAUGAGGGUGGAGCUUGGAACACUGGAGGAUCGUGCACUGGAAAGGUCAGGCCUGCCUUGGAUAGUGAAUUAGUUGAGAAUGGUUUUACCAAUAUAAUGCACGAGAAGCAGGUGACAGGGUUUAAUCGUGCUAUGAAGAAAAAGAGAAACAAAUCAAAAAUAGAACUAAUGGAUAUAACAGAAGCAUUUUCACAUCGCCAUGAUGGACAUCCAGGUCCAUAUCGAAGCCCGGAUCCGAAUAAAAUCACUAAAAGGGGCCCAGAUGGAAGGCCCCCGCCUCAGGAUUGCUUGCACUGGUGCAUGCCAGGUCCAGUUGAUACGUGGAAUGAACUCGUGUUUGAAGUUAUAAGAAGAGAGUUUGAGGACAGACAAAAUAUUGCUUAA
Molecule: messenger RNA, 1512 nt
Organism: Fraxinus pennsylvanica
Lineage: Eukaryota; Viridiplantae; Streptophyta; Magnoliopsida; Lamiales; Oleaceae
Source: the annotation of a GenBank genome assembly